CCGCCGGCCCUCGGCCUAAGCUCUUCAUAGCUCUGUGCCAUUCUCGUCGGCGCAACUUCACUCGUUGCUCAUACAUUCGUUUCUUGUUGGGACUGCCUUCGCUUUUUGUGUCUGGUCACUUCGGAAGGAUGCUUCUCACGAGGCUUGUGCAGAGCUUAGGGGCUUUAGCCCUAGCUCAGGUUGUACUCGGUGAUGCUAACCAGGUGUAUAGGAGAACGAACGAAACCACGGACGAACUCGAUUCUGGAGCUGCUGUCGGACUAGAAGACGAACAAACCUACCACGUGGACACUGAAUGCCCUCAUCACUGCAAAGAGAAGAUCUACAUUACCGUCACACUGCCUGCCAGCACUGUCACUCUGCCUGCAAGCACUGUCACUCUGCCUGCUACCACUGUGACUGAGAAGACGACGCAGACAGAGACGGUGUAUACAACUCAAACCAACGAAGUCAGCGUUUCUGUGCCGGUCAGUGUUACUGUUAUCAAGGGGACAACUGAGUACAUCACGACCACACAGUUGUCAACUAUUACAACUCUCGUGCCUGUGCCCACUACAAUCAAGGUCUGCAACACCAAGUCGCCAUAUUUGUGCUCCACCAAGACCACAACUGAGUUGGUGCCCACAACAACAACCCGAACCAUCAAGAAAACAGUUCCCACAACAGUCACCAAAGUCAAGGUGAUCACUAAGUGGAAAGAAGUUACUACCACCAAAACCAAGACUUCAACAUACACUACCAAGAAAACGAUCCCCAUCACUGUCAUUGAUAGUACGACGCUGUACUCAACCAAGACCGAGACCUUGAAAACAACUCUUACCACGGUAGAGACAACAAGCGUUCCAACAACCUUGACGCAGAAGGAGACACAAACCCAGACCCAAACAGUGAAAACAACUGAAACGGUCCCAACAACCAUCCUUCAGACGAGCACAGUCGUGUCUCUAGUGACGUUGACAACCUCGUUCCCGGUCACAGUAACUGACAGCACAACUCUCUGGUCCACACAAACCACCGUCUUCACCACUACCAGCCUCAGCACUUUCACCACCGUCAGCACCAUGACAACAGUCCAUGCAGUCACAGCGACUGUCACGCAGUUGACAACCACAACUGUGUCGGUAUGUGCUGCUCCGACAAACACUGGUAUCUACAAGCGCUCCGCGCUCGACGUGAGGUCGAAGAAGCACCCCAGGGCUCUCCGGACAUGGGGCUGUGAGCCCGGAUUCGUCUGCAAUCAGCCUAAGCCUGACGGCUGCAAUCUUUGGGCUGAAGCGCCCGGUUUGGACUUUGAGUGUCACCCUGACUGGUGUGUCCCUGCUCCAUACAUCCCUCGCGUCGUCUGGAAGAAGAACGAAACUGGCUACUUCCCGCCUGUUGAGGGAUACUUCAACCUCAACCCCGAGGACUUUGGCUUGAGCUAUGGCGUUUUCGAACUUCAGCCUGUCGUUGUUUUGAAGGCAGAUGGCAGAUUAGCAACCAGCUAUACUGGCGACUGGGCUUCUCAAGCUACCAUCACUGAACGCACAAGACCAACAGCUGUGCCAAACUCGGGGGCACGCUUUGUCAAAAGGCAACGGCCAGGCUCAGAUGUGGUUCCAGCCACCUGUUUCAACCUUUGUGAUAGUGCUUAUCUGGAAGCUCAACGUGUCGGUAGGGAUCCAGACCUUUGCGCACCGGGUUCGGUUUUCUUGGAUAUUUUGGACGAGUGCAAGGUGUGCAUUGCAGACAACACCGAUGACACCAAGUAUGAAGAGAUAGAGAGGGUCUAUCUCGAGCCAAACUUCCGACCAUGGCUCGACUACUGCGACACUUUGCCUGGAGUGCCCAUCACCACCACCACAAGCGGUGAGCCACAGGUGACCGACACAGCGACUGUCUCAACAGACACUGGCCUGCCACCCAACACCAGCACUGGUUUUGAUGAUAUCACCACUUCUACUACCACGACGUCAAGUGAGGAAACCUCAACACCCACUUCUACUCCGACGUCCACCGAUGAGACGACGUCGACCACAACCGACAGCAGCACAGAAACCACACUCACCGAGACAACAUCCACAACUUCCGAGUCCACCAGCUCCACCGAAACUCUCAGCUCCGAGACCACCAGCUCUCCCAGUACCGAGACGACGACAGAGUCUCCCACCACGGAGACCACCGAAGUCCCCACGUCGGGUGGCUCAGAGAGUACGUCGUCUCCCGAUGUUACGACUAGUACGGACGCUCCGUCCACCUCGGAGGACGGCCCGUCCACUACUACAACUACGUCUCCAUCUAUUGCUUCAUCCACCACUCCACCCACUUCCUCCUCCUCCUCCUCCUCCUCCUCCUCCUCCUCCUCCACAUCUUCAUCCGGUUCGGACGAUUCCAGUUCGACAUUCCCUAACACCACAGAUGACUUACUUACAUUCACAGCUUCCACUUUCUCUACAGGUACACUCCCCGGCGAGACCAGCGGUGGCGGCGGUGACGGUGAUGUCGUACCCACAGACACCCCCACCACCAUCACCACCACCAUCGCCGGCACCGGCGGUCUAACGCCCACACUACCCACCGGCCCGGUCGUCACCGCGGCUGCGGGCAGGAUGGCCAACGUCCCCUCCCUGGGAGGACUUGGUAGCAUCCUAGCCGGGAUUUUGUUUGCUGCCAUGUUGCUCUGAGAUGGAUGAUGGAUGGCAGUCAGGUAUUAUGGCUUCAUGUUUUGUUUUCUUUUCCUUUUUUCACUUCUAUAAUGCUUAAUGUCUUUGGCCAGAGGUUGUGCGGGGAUGAAACAUAAGCAUGGUUGCACAUAUUUAAUGAUGGUGUUUUGUUUUAUUUUUAUUUUUAUUUCUAUUUUCUUUUUUUUUGUGUUUGGAAAGGAAAGGGGACCACUCCUUCUUGGUGGGAGAAGAUAGAAUUGGGCUUUGGAAAGGGGGGCAACAUCUCGGGCGAUUUAAUGAUGGCAUUCACGACAUUCCUUAUAAGCUAACAAGCAUACACACGAUGGGAGAGGAUGGGAUGACGAAAGGGAAGAAUGUGUUAUGAUUUGUUAGAUACUUUUGCAUGAUUCUGGAAGGGGGGCAUCUUUAUUGUCCUUUUUUUUUUUUUUUUACAUGAGAUACCCGUUAUUCUCUCCUCUUUUUUUUUCUUCUUUUUUCUAAACUUUGUUUAGUGAAAAGGGGAGAGGGAACAUGUCAUUCUUUUAGGCAUUGAUUUUUUUUGGCAUCUAUACCCCUUUUUUGGUAUUUUUGAGGGAUUGGUGGAAACCAGGGAUGGAUGCAUGACGCUCAUUUUAUGAUAUCAAGGAGGCGGUGGUGCGAUGAUUGGGAAAGAUGGUGGCCUGGGGAUCUGGUCAACAUUUUGGGUCGUGAGGAAUGGUCUCGGCUGUCGAACCGAAGGGAAAGAUCAGGGGGUGGAGAUGAGAAGCAUCCGACGGGAUGUCGAUGACGAAACUGGUUGAGGAAGGAAAAGUUGGGGAUUGUAAUCGGGCUUUCUUGUUGAUGAUCAUGUUUUUUUGCCCAGUGGAGGGGAGAAAAAGGUUUCGCUUCCGAAGCCUGGGCUCAUCUGAUCUUGGAUCGGAUGGCAACCAGGGAUGGGUUGAGUGAGUUGUAUAUGUGAGAGACAUAUGGUGUGGAUUUUGAGUGCAAAUUGAUUGGUGUAUAUCUCCUACAGCCACACUGCCUUUGGUGAUUGAAUGUUGAACUGGCAUCGACAGUAAAACCGCUUCCCAACAACUCACAUACCAACCUGCACCUGGUCAUCUCUCUCAGUGGCAACGGGAAUUAUGCCUGCACACAAUCUCACCAACAGCUCCUUGGCCCCGUCGGUACCCC
This is a messenger RNA of Podospora bellae-mahoneyi, 3815 nucleotides long. RefSeq lists its product as uncharacterized. The record is from RefSeq and is a predicted model, not a curated record. The coding region runs from base 129 to 2663 and encodes 844 amino acids. The transcript has 5 exons. Lineage: Eukaryota; Fungi; Ascomycota; Sordariomycetes; Sordariales; Podosporaceae.